UACCUUAUUUUUUGCUUUUCGGUGCUACUAUUCUUCUUCUUCUUCUUCUUUUAUGGGUUUUUUUUGCUUUUUUCUUCUUUGCUUUAAACCUGUUUUGACCGUUGCUUUCUCUCUCUAACCCCCACAACGUCUCUCUGUUUUCUUCUACUCUCUCUCUCACACAGUCACACACUUGGCAUUCAUCACAAACUCCCACUUGGGUUAUUCUGUCUUCUUCAUCUUCUUAUUGCCAGUUUGCAGGUUUCCAUAUGAAUCUGGUGACCAUAUUAAGAGGACUUAAUCUCCUUUCCUGUUUUGAUUCGGGACUGAAAAAUUCUUAGGCUUUUAGAAGAGAAGAGAGAUAAAAAGUGUAAUUUUGAGAGAGAUGGGAUGUUCUUCAUCCAAGUUGGAUGAUGAAGAAGCUGUUCAACUUUGUAAAGAUCGAAAGAAGUUUAUUAAACAAGCAGUGGAACAGAGGAUGCGAUUUGCUUCUGGACACUUGGCUUAUAUCCAUGCCAUGGAAAGAGUUUCCGCUGCUCUUCGAGAUUAUGUUGAAGUCGAUGAACCUCGUGAAUUUUCGCUAGAUUCUUUUAAAACUCCACCCUUUACACCUGUUAAGAAAGUAAGUCCUGGUUUCAUCUCUAUAGAACCAAAAUCCUUUUCCAUAACUCACUUGAAGCCUGAACCAAAACCCAAAUCUACUAUAAAAAUAAAUUAUCUUAGGUCAGGUGGGAAUCCUGCUGUUUCUGUUGAAGAAAGACCUCGGUCACCCGAAACAGUUAGAAUCCAGGCUUACUCCCCAGUGCAUCAAUAUGGGAUGGAUAGUUUCUUUUCUAUGCAAUCCUCACCGAUGAACCCUUCGAUUUUUCAAUAUUCCCCCAACAACAGGCCUAAUUUGCCUCCCCCUUCACCACAAACAUCACAGUGGGAUUUUUUUUGGAAUCCAUUUUCUUCCCUUGAUUAUUAUGGUUAUCCUAUGAGAAACAACAACCUUGAGCAGACAAUUCUCGAUGACGACAAUGAUGGGCUAAGACAAGUUAGGGAGCAAGAAGGAAUUCCUGAACUAGAAGAGGAAACAGAGGUAGAAGAGACUGAUCAUGGAGAGGAUGUGACAGAGGAUAGGACCAAAGGAGUUCACAGUUGUGAUAAAGAUGAAGUUAUGGUGGAAGAUGUCGACGACGAUGACGAUGAUGAUGAUAGCGAUGAAGAAGAAACCGACGAUGAACAUGAAAACGUUCCCCAUAUUCAAGAAUUACUAUCUAAGCCCAACCAAACCACAGCAGUGGCAAAGACACAGAAUGUAGGGCAACUCAGCAAUAAGGAGACAGCAGUUGCUGAUCCUGAAGCAAAAGAGGAAACACCUGGAUUUACUGUUUAUGUAAAUAAAAGGCCUACAAGCAUGUCAGAAGUUAUUAAGGAUCUUGAAAGUCAGUUUAUGAUUGCUUGUAAUUCUGCUAAAGAGGUGUCAACUGUUUUAGAAGCUAUCAGGGCUCAGUACUCAUUGCAAUCGAGUGAUCAGUCAGCGAUGAAAAUGUUGAAUCCAGUAGCUCUGUUUCGCUCAGGAUCAUCAAGAUCAUCCUCGUCGAGAUUUUUGAUUAAUCCUUCAACUUUAAGAGAUGAGGGUUAUCAGAGCAGUAGUGACUUAUCCGAUGAAUCUAGCAUGCUCUCAAGCAGUCAUCAAUCAACCUUGGAUAGAUUAUAUGCCUGGGAGAAAAAACUAUAUGAGGAAGUCAGGGCAGGUGAGCGGAUCCGGCUAGCGUAUGAGAAAAAAGUGGCUCAACUCAGAAAUCUAGAUGUGAAUGGAGCAGACCCUUCGUCUGUGGAUAAAACGAGAGCAGCCAUUAGGAAUCUGGAUACUCAGAUAAAGGUUUCAAUCCACUCUGUUGAAUCUAUCUCGAGAAGGAUUGAAACUUUAAGGGAUGAAGAAUUGCAACCUCAGCUUUUAGAAUUAGUGCAAGGGUUAGGAAGAAUGUGGAAGGUUAUGACAGAGUGCCACCAAAUGCAAAAGCAUACUCUAGAUGAAGCCAAGCUCUUGCUAGCUGGCACACCUUCAAAGAAAUCCGGAAUAAGGAAGUACACAGUCAUGUCACCUUCUGAGCCUCAUAGGCUAGCCCGUUCUGCUGCUAACCUUGAGACGGAGCUCAGAAAUUGGAGAGCCUGUUUCGAGUCAUGGAUCGUUUCUCAACGAUCAUACUUGCAUGCUUUAGCAGGCUGGCUUUUGCGCUGUGCUCGUUCAGAUUCUGACACAUCAAAAUUUCCCUUCUCUCCUCGUCGUUCCACGGGAGCUCCACCAAUAUUCAGCAUUUGCAUCCAGUGGUCCAGGUUAUUAGACUCCAUCCGGGAGACACCAGUGCUUGAAGGACUAGAUUUUUUCGCAGCAGGCGUAGGUUCACUCUAUGCACAACAACUAAAGGAAGAUUCCCGCCGGACUCCUGGUGGGUCAAAGAGUCUCGGUGGAGAAUCUGAUGGGAACAACAUGGACAUCGUGGAAGUUGGACAGCUUGAUGAGGACAUAAUGACAGCAGAAAAGAUGGCAGAGGUUGCCAUUAGAGUGCUAUGUGCAGGAAUGUCAGUUGCUUUGAGCUCACUGACAGAGUUUGCCAUAGCUUCAGCUGAUGGAUAUACUGAUCUGGUAAAGAAUUGUGAGAAUAUCAAACAGCCACAAAAUGCAGUAUAAUUUUACAUUAAAAAUAUAUUAGGUUAGGUAGGAAGGAAUGCAAUGUAAAUUAUAUGUUGAGUAACUUGAGCCAUAGAGGUGCCUUAUCCAAUCUGGGCUACUGAUUAUGCAGAAUACAGAAGGAAAAGAAAGCUAUAUAGAGGUACCUUGAUAUAUCUAUAUAUAUUAGUUUCAAUCUGAGCUUCUGAUUAUGCAGAACACAGAAGGAAUAGAAAGUGCAAGUUGCUUUAUAUUAAUCAAGCAAUAUGAUUCA
This is a messenger RNA of Solanum pennellii, 2909 nucleotides long. Its product is annotated as nitrate regulatory gene2 protein-like. NCBI's taxonomy places the organism in Eukaryota, Viridiplantae, Streptophyta, Magnoliopsida, Solanales, Solanaceae. The record is from RefSeq and is a predicted model, not a curated record. The transcript has 5 exons. The coding region runs from base 365 to 2656 and encodes 763 amino acids.